Prorocentrum cordatum is the source of this 361-nucleotide messenger RNA. The record is from the annotation of a GenBank genome assembly. Lineage: Eukaryota; Dinophyceae; Prorocentrales; Prorocentraceae.
AUGUUUCUGCAUCCGCUCUAUGCGUUCCCUUACUACGACAUUGCCUUGCUCGAGCUCGAGGACAGCCUGCCGCUGGGCGGCUGCAUCGACGUCGCCUGCCUUCCCACCGCGCCGGUGCCCGCGGGCACGCAGUGCUUCAUCACCGGGUGGGGUCAGACCGAGACCGGCGCGCAGGGCGCCCACGUGCAGGAGGGCGCCAUGACGAUCCUGUCGGACGCCACGUGCGGCCAGUACUACGGCCGCCCGGGGGGAGGCAAGUCGUCUGUCAGGAAGCGGGGUGCACACGGUGCGGCCAGCCGGGGCGAGAGCUGGACCAGUGCACGAGUGGAGCGUUCCAGAGGAAGGGCCUCGCUCCCUCGAG